This is a messenger RNA of Aspergillus caelatus, 2052 nucleotides long. Its product is annotated as serine/threonine-protein kinase. Lineage: Eukaryota; Fungi; Ascomycota; Eurotiomycetes; Eurotiales; Aspergillaceae. The coding region runs from base 490 to 1698 and encodes 402 amino acids. Gene Ontology annotation, molecular function: calmodulin binding; ATP binding; calcium/calmodulin-dependent protein kinase activity. The record is from RefSeq and is a predicted model, not a curated record. Gene Ontology annotation, biological process: protein phosphorylation; cellular response to oxidative stress. The transcript has 4 exons.
UUCUCCACAAUGUUCAGAUCUUCCGCCAUUCAUCUAUCACCUUCAAGAGUUCUUUGUUCAUGAUAGUUCAAUCUAGUAGUAUUUAUAUGUGCGGAGAUCCAUCGUUUUAUAUCGGUCAAGCCCCCCCCCCACUCUAUCAUUUUAUCAGCGGCGACGGUUAUCGAGACAGCGUUUCAACCAAUUAAUUAACCCCGCUAUCGAUUUCCGCGACAAUUUCACCGCAAGUGCGACAGAUUCAUCCCACCGUCCCUGCGACCGGUGAACCUCUCAAACCGGUGGGUUCCUUUGCCAAGCGGACAUAUCUGCAGCCAAUUUGACUAUAAGGGGUCGAAUCCCCCUACAGGUUUGAGAGUCUCUUGCUGACGAUAUACUCAAUAGUGCAGGCUCACGACGCGCGUUCCAUCCUUUUCUGCUCUAUCGCGCGGAGACCAAAUUACUUCUUCCGACUACGAAGGACUCCCUGGUUGGAUACCUUAUUUCUCUCCUUAAAUGGCAUCCCAAGCACAAGCCCAGGCUCAGGCUCAGGCCCAGGCCCAGCGACCCAAGGUCCAGCCUUGUCGGUACAAGACGGGGAAGACUCUGGGCGCCGGAUCUUACUCCGUUGUGAAGGAGUGCGUACACAUCGACACUGGUCGGUACUAUGCCGCGAAGGUGAUCAAUAAGCGACUGAUGGCGGGGCGCGAACACAUGGUUCGUAACGAGAUCGCUAUACUCAAGAAGGUGUCAAUGGGUCAUCAGAACAUUUUGACCUUGGUCGAUUACUUUGAAACUAUGAAUAACUUAUAUCUGGUCACCGAUCUUGCACUGGGUGGCGAGUUGUUCGACCGUAUUUGUCGGAAAGGCAGCUACUUCGAAUCAGAUGCUGCGGAUCUUAUCCGCGCCAUUCUGUCGGCUGUGGCCUACUUACAUGAUCACGGUAUCGUACACCGUGACUUGAAGCCCGAGAAUCUGCUAUUUCGCACUCCGGAGGACAAUGCGGAUCUCUUGAUUGCGGACUUCGGUUUGUCUAGAAUCAUGGAUGAAGAACAGUUCCAUGUUCUCACUACGACUUGCGGUACACCUGGGUACAUGGCGCCUGAGAUUUUCAAAAAGAGCGGCCACGGAAAGCCAGUGGAUAUCUGGGCCAUCGGCGUCAUCACCUACUUCUUACUCUGCGGCUACACCCCCUUUGACCGUGACUCCAACCUGGAAGAGAUGCAGGCCAUCCUUGCAGCUGACUACUCUUUUACCCCGAUCGAAUAUUGGCGCGGUGUCUCGCAGCAUGCCCGGGAUUUCAUCAAACGGUGUCUGACCGUCGAUCCCGAAGCACGCAUGACCGCCCACGAAGCCCUCCAACACAUCUGGGUCAACCCACCGUACGACCCACACGCCGACCAGUCCGGUCAAGACUUGCUCCCGACCGUCAAGAAGAACUUCAACGCCCGUCGGACACUUCACAAGGCCAUCGAUACCGUUCGUGCGAUCAACAAGCUCCGCGAAGGUGGCGGCCUGAUGAUGGACGGGGUGAUGAGCGUAGACCCGAAACCGGAAAGGGUCAACGGCAACCAUGUCGUCGAGGAACGAUCACACGACGACGGACAGAUGGACCUCGACAGCCGCAGCGAUGCACGCGGCCAGACAGAGGAACAGAUCCGGGCACAGGAGCAGAGAGUGAAACAGAUGGUAGCCGGCCUGUGGAGUAGAACUGCGAAGAAAUGACGAGGGAAAAAAAAACGAAUCUGAUGAUAGAUAUGCCAAGAUUUCUUCCCACCUUUUUUGCUUAUAAUCAGGCUUUCCAUUUUUCGUUUGCUUCUUUGCGUGUCUUAUACAGUUUUUGUUUCUUGCUUGGCGGGUUUUUCUACCAUUGCUUCCUAAGCCCUGGAUGAGGGAGGAAAGGUCUAUAUAUGCCCAUUGUUUGAGCUCUGAUGAUUGCCAUACCUUGAUUAAUUGGUAUAUAAAGCAUCUUCGGUAUAUAUAGACAUAUGUAUAUCGCUACUGCGGGAGGUCUUGAUACAUUUAGAGUAAGAAUAAGUUCAAAAAAUAGUGAACUAUCUCACACACAUUCGCACUAUA